CGCUAGGUAGUCGUCGGGGCCCAUGCGGGCGCGUCGGCAUGCCCAGAGCAGGGCGUGUUCGGGGUUAAGGACGAGAUCCCGAGGGGAGUAGGAAGAGAAUCUCCGAGCGAGAGACGGAGGGCAGAGAGAGAGAGGGAGAGUGAUGGGGGAAAGGGGGGGUGGGGAGGGGCGUGGGGAAGAAAAGGAGAGACCAGGAUAACUAGCGAGGUCUCUCCACCCCUCUCUUCUUCCCCGUGGGCAGCUCUCAAGCCUGGGACACUUGCAUCGACCUAUGAGUAUGCCCCAGACCUGACAAUGAUGGUGUACAUUAAUGUCCUCCAGUUGAUAGGGCCCAUCAGACCAUCAUCCACUUAACCACCGUAGCUUGAUCAGGGUCGUGUUAGCGAAGACAAAAAGGCCGGCCCCAUGUGCCAAAAACGUGCUACUCCGCAUCAGACACCAUAUGGAUACCGAUCCGGGGGUUAUGAGAUAUCCACAUGGGGCCUCCUCGCCAAGAUCGGCAGUUUGGCCACAGCACAGCUACCACUCCCCGAGUGUCGACUAUCCUUGGUUUCUAUUUCUUAGAGAGUUCCAACCGACGGGAGGUCUGACUGCAUAAUUGCCUCUUUCCUGCCCCCCCCCCCUCCCCUGUAACGCCUUUGCGAUGCAUAUUCGACACCCCUUCGCUUGAUCACUCAAGUUGUCUACCGUCGCGAUGAUCAGCACAAUCCUGGCGAGCGUAGGCUUCGCCGUGGCCCUCUCCUAUCUGGGGUUGGUGUUCCCGAGGCUGAUGCAAGAAUGGAAACUCCACGCGCACCGCUCGGGGCUGCCGCCGGGGCCCAAGGCGAUCAAGUCCGGCAUCUCGAAGCCGUGGAUCUGGUUCCGGGAGCUGAACCAGCAGUACGGCGACGUGGUGUACCUGCAGAUGGGGCCGACGCCGACGAUCGUGCUGGGGUCGGCGCAGGCGGCGUGGGACCUGCUGGAGAAGCGCGGGGCCAAGUUCUCGUCGCGGCCGCGCUUCAUCGUCGGCGGCGAGCUCCUGUCCGGCGGCAUGCGCGGCCUCAUGGCGCCCUACGCGCCCUUCUGGCGCCGCUGGCGCAAGCUCCUGCACAGCGGCUUCAUGCAGCGCCAGAGCGAGACCUACCGCCCCAUCCAGAGCCUCGAGUCCAAGGUCCUCAUGCACGACCUGGUCCAGAGCCCUGCCCGGUUCAGGACGCAUCUCGAGCGCUACGCCGCUUCCGUCAUCGUCGUGGUCACCUACGGUCGACGCGUCGAGGACGUGGAAACCGACAUCGUCGUGCGGCGCAAUGCCGAGUCGAUGGACCGUCUGACGCAGGUUAACAUUCCCGGCAAGUACGCCGUGGAGCGCUACCCGGCGCUCAAGUACAUCCCGAGCAUCUUCGCGCCGUGGAAGGCCGAGGUGCUGCGGCAGAAGCAGAAGGACAUCCAGCUGUACACGGAGCUCAUGGACGAGGUGCGGGAGCGGCGGGCCAAGGGGACGCUGCCCGAGUGUUUCGCGAAGCACUGCCUCGACGAGCAGGCCAAGCUGGGCAUCCCCGAUCUCGAGGUUGCCUACGCCGCCGGGUCUCCGUUCGGCGCCGGCGUAGAGACGUCGUCCGGCUCGAUUGCCAGCUUCCUCCUCGCGUGCGUCAGGUUCGGCCCCCGCUUCAUCCCCCAGGCCCAGGCCGAGCUCGACCGCGUCGUCGGGAGAGACCGGCUCCCUACCUUCGAGGACCUGCCUCUCAUGCCGUACGUCAAGGCCGUCGCCUCGGAGACGCUCCGCUGGAGGCCCAUCGCCGUGCUCGGCGGCACGCCGCACGCGAGCACGGCCGACGACGUAUACAAGGGGAUGUUCAUCCCCAAGGGGAGCACUAUCAUCGCGCCGCUCUGGAGCAUCCACCUCAACGAGUCCGACUUCCCCGAGCCGCACGAGUUUCGCCCGGAGCGCUUCACGGAGCCGCGCCAGUACCCGGGCACCUUCGGCCACAGCGCCUUCGGCUGGGGCCGCCGCAUCUGCCCGGGCAUGCAUCUGGGGAGCGCCUCGGUGGAGCUGAACAUCGCGCGCAUCCUCUGGGGGUUCGACGUCGCGCCGGCUAAGGACGCGAGCGGGAAGGACGUCGACGUCGACAUAUUCGCCUUCUCCGACGGCUUCAACUCCAGCCCGCUGCCGUUCGAGUGCUCGAUAACGCCGCGCUCGCAGCAGCACGUCCGGGUCGUGGAGCGGGAGUACCAGGACGCGCUCAAGUCGCUCAAGACCUACACCGCGGUCGCCAACCGAGUCACUUGA
Messenger RNA from Durotheca rogersii, 2266 nucleotides. RefSeq names its product cytochrome P450. The record is from RefSeq and is a predicted model, not a curated record. Gene Ontology annotation, molecular function: monooxygenase activity; heme binding; iron ion binding. The transcript has 6 exons. The coding region runs from base 695 to 2266 and encodes 523 amino acids. Lineage: Eukaryota; Fungi; Ascomycota; Sordariomycetes; Xylariales; Xylariaceae.